AUGGUUCAGUCACUGCUGCCGAGUAAUGAUCACCUAUCGGCGCAACCAUUCAUCAACAAUUGCUACUCGGAGAUGUGCAUGUCGAGCGGCGCAGUCGCUCCUAUGCAAGUUGAAAAGAAGCUCGGAUGGAUUGUGACGGCGAUUUUCAUCGUUGCUGACAUGGUCGGCGGUGGCGUUGUCGCUAUGCCAGUAGCCUUCAAACAAUCGGGUCUUCUUGGAGGCAUUAUAUUCAUGGUGGUCAUUGCAACAAUAUUUGAGUACACGGGUUAUCAACUGGGUAAAGUGUGGUGUAAAAUGAUGGAGAGGUAUCCACAUUUGGGAGUAUGUCGGAAACCAUUCCCAGAAAUGGCAAAAAAGACGAUGGGCCCGGGGAUGCAACGUUUCACUUCGGUGAUGGGAAAUGUUACCCUAUUUGGUAUAGCUGUAGUUUAUUUACUACUUUCCGCCAACAUCAUUCACUAUUUUAUCGGACGUUUCACUUCUAUUCCUGCAAGCAUGUGUGUGGUUAUUGUAUUUCUAGCUGUUAUUAUCUUACCUUUCACCUAUCUGAGAAGUCCCGGAGAAUUUUGGGGUGUGAUCGUACUUGCCAUGGUUACCACCGUCAUAGCGGUAUUUUCCAUCCUCACCGGUAUCGCACUUGAUUUCGGUUCAUGUUAUCCAGAAGUUGCAUAUCCUGAACAAACUCCUAGCUCAAUGAUAUUGUCACUUGGAAUUUUCCUUUUUGCAUUUUCUGGACAUUACGUGUUUCCGACUAUUCAACAUGACAUGAAAAACCCGAGAGAUUUCACUAAGAGUGUUUUUGCUGGAUUUUUCCUUGUCGUCAUGCUUUACAUGCCACUUUCAAUUUCUGGCUACGUUGUCUAUGGAGCUGCACUGGAAAGCUCUGUAAUUUACUCUGUACAAACCAGUACGCUUCAGCUCGCUGCAAACCUCAUGAUCGCUGUGCACUGUAUUAUGACGUUGGUUAUCGUUAUCAAUCCCCUGAAUCAGGAAGUGGAACACUACCUGAAAGUCUCUCAUAGCUUUGGACCUGGACGAGUUAUCACGCGAACCACUGUGCUCAUAUUAGUCCUCUUCGUUGGUCUCUCGGUACCUGAUUUCUCGCCUGUGAUGAACUUGGUCGGAGCGUCUACAAUCCCAAUCGGAUGCGUUGUACUGCCGUCACUAUUCUAUCUAUACAGUGAAGCAGCUACUGAGGAUGAAUGGAGGAAAGGACAUACACCGUCGUUGAUGAAUGUCAUUCGCCGCACUGACAAGACUGUUCUUAUUAUUAAUUUCUUCAUUCUCGGAGUCGCUGUGGUGGGCGGUGUUCUUGGAACCAUGCAAGGACUUGAGAAAAUUGCAAAGGCCGAAUUUUCAGCACCUUGUUAUGUACGUGCAUUCACGUCCGAUUACUACAAUAGCACGUUCACGAUCAAACAAAACUGUUGCGGUCGUUUCCGUAACAUUUCCACCUACGAUUAUUUCUGUGGCGCUUAA
Molecule: messenger RNA, 1479 nt
Organism: Necator americanus (New World hookworm)
Lineage: Eukaryota; Metazoa; Nematoda; Chromadorea; Rhabditida; Ancylostomatidae
Exons: 15
Coding region: 1-1479 (492 amino acids)
Biological process (GO): amino acid transmembrane transport
Cellular component (GO): vacuolar membrane
Molecular function (GO): L-amino acid transmembrane transporter activity
Source: RefSeq, a predicted model, not a curated record